Olea europaea var. sylvestris is the source of this 1005-nucleotide messenger RNA. RefSeq lists its product as uncharacterized. The transcript has 6 exons. NCBI's taxonomy places the organism in Eukaryota, Viridiplantae, Streptophyta, Magnoliopsida, Lamiales, Oleaceae. Bases 1 to 1005 code for a protein of 334 amino acids. The record is from RefSeq and is a predicted model, not a curated record.
AUGAGGGUUGAUCAGGUAGAGAUUGAAUUUGAGAGGGACCCUACAUUGGAGCAUCGCGAUUUACUUCAUCAUGCAUAUGCUAAUUUGAAUCAGACCUUAGCUAUUGAUGAGGGUUUUUGGAAGCAAAAGGCUAGAUCUCAUUGGGUGUGUGAGGGAGACCACAACACCCGAUAUUUUCAUGCGAUGCCGGUGGAGUCCAUCCGUCCUGAUAUCAUACAUAGGAUACUGACAGAGGCAAACAAUAUGGCACUGAACCUUCUUUCUUUUAUUGAUGAGGUGCUGGAGGAUGAUGUGUAUAGUGUAAUCAUUGAUUUCUUUGAGGGUGGCCAUUUACCUCGAGGUUUUGCUGCUACGUCUAUUGUGUUGCUCCCGAAGAGGAGUGGUUUUGUCCCUGGUCAUCAUAUUGGGGACAAUAUUCUGUUGACUCAGGAGCUUCUACAUACAUUGAAUAAUAAAGUUCGAGGAGGAAAUUCUAUGUUAAAGCUUAAUACCGCUAAAGCAUAUGAUUGUAUUAAUCUUGUCUCUGAUCUCGUAUUUGCUGACAAUAUAAUUAUAUUUGCUAAUGGUCAAAAGAAGUCUAUCGGAAGGGUCAUCGAAUGCUUGGAACAUCAUGAAGGAGUGUCUAGACAAUUGGUGAUUAACGAGAAGAGUGUCCUUAUACUGCCCAGGCGGCCAUCAGAUAUUCAGAUUCGAAGGCUAGUGAUUUUGACAGGAUUUUCUCAUCUACGACUGUCAUUUACAUAUUUAAGAGUGCCGAUGUCUAAAGGGGCUAAGAGGAGUAUUCUAUUUGACGGCCUCAUUAUGAAAAUCAGGAGUAGGAUUUCUAGAUGGGCUUCUAGACUUCUUUUCCCUGGUAAUAGGAUGACUUUACUGAGAUUCCUAAGGGACUCUAAGGAUCAUGCACGGAGAUUACAUUGGCGGAAGUGGAAGGAGCUUUGCUAUCCUAUUGACGAGGAUGGAUUAGGUUUCAGAAGACUACAGGAUAAGUGGACACAUUAUCCAUGA